Camelina sativa (false flax) is the source of this 1131-nucleotide messenger RNA. The record is from RefSeq and is a predicted model, not a curated record. NCBI's taxonomy places the organism in Eukaryota, Viridiplantae, Streptophyta, Magnoliopsida, Brassicales, Brassicaceae.
AUGAAAACUAGCCUAGUGGAGAAUGGACUUUGGGACGUUGUCAAGUACGGAAUCCCGCCGGAUCUAUCCAAAGUUCCAGAGUUAGCGACGAAGAUUCAACCCCAAGACCUUUCACCAUAUAGAGAUUUUGUGGCAAAAGACGCUAAAGCGCUACAGUUACUGCAAAAUUCUCUCCCGGAUUCGGUUUUCAGAAAGACACUUGAGACCACUUCAGCCAAAGGUCUCUGGGAUUUGCUAAGCAAAGCUAACGUACAAGCCAAUCUAGACAAGGACUUACCAGAGCACCACAUUUUAUCAAUCAACAUUGAUCCUGUGAUAUUUGAUAAGGAUAUGUGGAUGUUAUACUCCAGUACCCUCAUGGCUCAAGGAAUGGGAGAUGUGAGCAUCAUGACUAAAGAUGGGAUCAAGAUGACGAUCAAGAAUGUGCUUUACGUUCCGGGGAUCGUAGGAAACGCGUUGAGUGUUGGCCAGCUGGAGAGGAAAAGGACUUUGGGAUGUGGUUGCGAAUGGAAUCCAUCGAAGUUUCCAAUAGCGGCGACGAUUCAAGCCGAAGAGCUACGGAACUGGAGAGAACUUGCGACAGAAGACAUGAAAGCACUCCAAAUACUGCAGUCCGCUCUCCCAGACUCUGUUUUCAGAGAGACACUCUUGGCUGCUUCUUCGGCUAAGGAUCUCUGGCGUUUGCUAAACCAAGUACCUGAUCACGUAGCUGAACAUUUUGUCGGUGAUUUCGGUUUACAUGAUGAGAUUUGGUUGAUAAGCUCCAUUAACUCUAAUCACAUGACUCCAUAUCAGAGGUUUUUCACUGAUUUAGACAGAUCAAGGAAAGCUAAGGUUAAAUUCACAUCUGGAGAUGGUACCACCACCACCACCACCUACAUGGCAGAAGGGAUUGGAGAUGUGAUUUUCCUGACUAAAGAGGGUGCUCAGACGAUCAAGAAUGUGCUUUACGUUCCAGGGAUCAAGGGAAACGCUUUGAGUGUUUCUCAGCUGGAGAAGAGCGGAUUUGGAGUUGCUUUUGAUGAGGAGGAGAAAAGAUGCACUAUAUGGAAUCAGACUACCUACUGGGAAGAAUUUUGGUAAAACCAUGUGGGAAAAUAGAGGCUACUGUCUACGUUGGAAUGUGCUUCA